UGUCAAAUUUUCACAAAUUUCACAAUGACAAAUUGAUUCAGCCAGCUGUGUGAUUUCUAAAAAUUGCGUCUUAUUUAUAUUGUAAUUGUCUUCUUGGACUUUGUUUACCCUUAUUAUUCACAGUAUUUUCGUGUAGUUACGAGAAACAGUCGUGAAAAUGGCAUACGCCUACUUGUUCAAAUACAUCAUCAUCGGCGACACAGGUGUGGGCAAAUCAUGCCUCCUACUGCAGUUCACGGACAAACGGUUCCAGCCGGUGCAUGAUCUCACAAUCGGAGUGGAGUUUGGUGCUCGGAUGAUCACCAUUGACGGCAAGCAGAUCAAACUUCAGAUAUGGGACACUGCUGGACAGGAGGCUUUCAGAUCAAUCACACGGUCGUACUACCGCGGCGCGGCGGGCGCGCUUCUAGUCUACGAUAUCACCAGGCGGGACACGUUUAACCACCUCACCACCUGGUUGGAAGACGCGCGCCAGCACUCCAACUCCAAUAUGGUGAUCAUGCUCAUUGGAAACAAAAGUGAUCUGGAAUCACGACGCGAAGUCAAGAAAGAGGAGGGCGAGGCCUUCGCCCGUGAGCAUGGCCUGGUCUUCAUGGAGACGUCCGCCAAGACCGCCGCCAACGUCGAGGAGGCGUUCAUCAACACCGCCAAAGAGAUCUACGAGAAGAUCCAGGAAGGCGUCUUCGAUAUCAACAAUGAGGCCAACGGCAUCAAGAUCGGGCCGCAGCACUCGGCGGCCGGCGGCGCGGCGGCGGGCGGCGCGGGCGCGGGCGGCGCGGCGGCCGGCGGCUGCUGUUAGGCCCUGCAAUGCACACACUGAAGGAGCGCCGCCUGAUGGGCUGAUGAGGGGUGCAGCUGUGUGCAACGAACAUUGGUACGAAAAAUGAAACUUAAUGUACGCCGGAUUAUUACAUUUAUUUUAUAUGCUGCAUAUAGUACGCGUCUUACAACUCACUACUUUAUCCUAAUGCCACUCGGGCAUGUACUAAAUAGAUAAUUAUCGUAUUCUAUUACGGAGUGAAAGUUUUGUAAUAAGAACUACUUCUAGAAAUUGACUUCAUGAAUUUCAUAACUAAGCGUCAUUACGGAGGUGCUAAAGUGAGUAUUGUAUCAAUAGGAGUAGAUUAUGCUCGAGUCAACAAUUUUCUAACGAUAUGUCAAAGGCAACGCCUACUUUAGUAAAUACGCAGUCACAUGACUUUUUUAUGAGAUGGCUUAUCAACUAAGAUGUAUCAUGUUUAUAAAUCCGCAUGUUUUUUUUAAAUAGGAAGGAAUUUCCUUCAUCUACUAAUCUAGGAUGGCGUAAGUUGUAUUUCAAUAGUAACUGUCUCUGAACAUUUUAUAAAAUACCUACAUAGUUUCGAUUUUCGAUCGAUAGUUAUAAAUUAAUGUGAUUUGGACCAUGUUACCGACAAUGAAAGAUAUCUUAAUUCAGAAUCGUAAAUAGUGUUGUUUAUAAACAGUAGAAAUAACGAAAUCAAUAGAUUUUUCUCAGUCGUAAAUAAUAAAUUACAUUAGAUUACUAUGGCACGACUAUGGCGACUACAUAGCGUAGUCGAACUUGUAAAUCAUCGCAAAAUGCUUUACGCAGUUUGUGUGUAAUGUAUGUUGGUGUAUAUUUUGUUUUGCAUAUUUAUUAAAGGUUUCACAAUAUUUUUAAUCUGGCAUUUAUAUAAAAGUACAUGAAUGUUGUGUAUUCAUAUAAUGUAGUCCAAUGUUUGUGUUAUAUUGGUUAACGCAAGAGAUGUGGUAAAUUGGCGUAAUCCUGCUGCGGUUUGAAUUUCGAUGUGAAUAGUUAAAUGUUUGACUUAUUAAAUAGUUUAUUUUAAUUCAUAUGGCUAGUCUGUUUUUGAGCAGGUUCAUCUAUUAGCUACAAUUAUAUUUUGCGUUAUAAAAGAUGCUUUUUCUUUUAUUUUAUAAAGUCUAUGCCCACAAUAUUCUUGUGUUGUAAAGCAGGUGUGUACCUGACAAGCUGCAAUGAGAUUUCAAUGGUAAUUUUAUGUGAUUGUUUUUAAAAAUUGUAAUAUUGAUUUAAAAUAUUCAUAUUUAUCAUAUUACAUCAUAUUCAGUAAGUUUUAUACAACAGUUGGAUUAAAUAGUUUAUAAUCAGUGAAAAAAUCUCCAGGCGUAAUUUUAAUGCUUCUUGGUGGUGGCCUAUUUUAUAAUAAUCUUGCACAAGAACAAAUUAAAUGACACAUUGAACAUCUCAUUAUAAACUCAAAGAAUGGAAAGGACUGCUUGCAAGAUAAUGAAAGACGUGAUUACAAAAUAGGUUAUUUUUAAGUUUAGCACAUUGUAAUGAUAUGAUAAAUAUUUUAUAAGGUUACAAUAUGCAAACACAUUUGUAAGUUGUAAUUCAUGAAAGUAAAUGUUGAAAAACCAAUAA
Molecule: messenger RNA, 2386 nt
Organism: Ostrinia nubilalis (European corn borer)
Lineage: Eukaryota; Metazoa; Arthropoda; Insecta; Lepidoptera; Crambidae
Gene: Rab2
Product: ras-related protein Rab-2A
Exons: 6
Coding region: 158-799 (213 amino acids)
Biological process (GO): vesicle-mediated transport
Cellular component (GO): Golgi apparatus
Molecular function (GO): GTP binding; GTPase activity
Source: RefSeq, a predicted model, not a curated record